UUUGAGGUUACUUUUGAAAGCACAAACGAAUAAAAUACUUGGACACAACAAUUAGUCGAGAAUAUUCCCACACUAGAGUCUAGAGUUGGCUCCCAAGCAAAAGAUUAAUGAGGCGGCGCACGGUAGACCCAGCGGCCACGUCACGCGUGUCGGUCCCACAAUCCUUGCAAAUACUUAAAUCACGCCACCACCAAUCCAGCUCCGCCCCAACCCACAUUAUAAACCUCAUAAUAUAUAUUCCAUAUCCCUCUAUUCCCGCUUGCCCUUAUUAAUUAUUAUAUUCUCCCUUCCUAUACGCUGUCGUAUUCUCCAUGUCGGCACCGGAACCCCGCCCCCGCCGCGACGGAGCCCCGCCGCCUCUGUUCAAGCAAAACUCCUGGUCGCCGGACAUCAUCCGCGAAGAGAACUGGAUGAAUCGCCGGAAGAACAACCUCAGGCGCCGCGGCCGCAGCGUCACCGACGACGACCUCGACGAGCUCCGCGCCUGCUUCGAUUUGGGGUUCAACUUCGACUCGACGGAUUUGGAUCCGAAGCUUUCGUCUACCUUCCCGGCGUUAGAGUUCUACUGCGCCGUGAACCGGCGGUACUGCGACAGCUUGUCCAGAUCCUCAUCGGCGACGUUUUCCGAUGCGGAUACGGCAUCGUUCUCGGUCGGGAGUCCAGAUUCUAUAAUUGAUCCAAGUGAUGACCCGGCGACUGUGAAGACGAAAUUGAAGCAAUGGGCGCAGGUUGUGGCGUGUUCGGUGCGCCAAUCUUUGCCAGACGUAAUGUGUGAUUAAUUCGCGCUUUGAUUUGGGGAAAGAAAUUUGAAGGGAAAAAAGGGGAAGAUCAAAUUUUGUAUAUUUAGAAUUUAUUUUAGUUUCUAGUUGUCCUUUUGAAUUUUGUUGAUAUUAAACUUCGUUUUUAGUUUUUUCCUUCGUUGAAGAUUGUUCACGUUUUUGCCAUAAUUGUUGGGGUUUGUAAUUAACAUUUUUUCCAGAUAUUUUUAUUUCGAAUUUUCUUAAUUAUUAUCAUUGUUAUUGUCUUUAUGCAAGAUAACUAUUAAUCUUGGCCGACACAUCUCAAAGUAUCGAAAUUGGAACCAUGAUAAAAUAAAAAUGACGAUAACACUAUGAUAA
Messenger RNA from Striga asiatica, 1118 nucleotides. The record is from the annotation of a GenBank genome assembly. NCBI's taxonomy places the organism in Eukaryota, Viridiplantae, Streptophyta, Magnoliopsida, Lamiales, Orobanchaceae.